Brassica oleracea var. oleracea is the source of this 733-nucleotide messenger RNA. Its product is annotated as probable calcium-binding protein CML43. Bases 60 to 641 code for a protein of 193 amino acids. The transcript has a single exon. The record is from RefSeq and is a predicted model, not a curated record. Gene Ontology annotation, molecular function: calcium ion binding. Lineage: Eukaryota; Viridiplantae; Streptophyta; Magnoliopsida; Brassicales; Brassicaceae.
CAGAGUUAUAAGUCUCGGUCCUCGUGAUUUUCACAAGUCUCUGCCUAUAUUAAUAGAGCAUGCAACACAAGAAGAAGAAAAGAGCAGCAACAAUGGAGAUCAUCAGUAACGAGAAAAAGAAACUCUCGAGACAAUCUUCUUCCUUCCGGCUACGAAGUCCCAGUCUAAACACUCUUCGUCUCCACCGUAUCUUCGACCUAUUCGACAAAAACAACGACGGAUUCAUCACGGUCGAAGAACUGAGUCAAGCCCUCUCACGACUUGGUCUCGAUGCCGACAUCUGCGAGCUCAAACCAACCAUCGAAUCUUUCAUCAAACCUGACGAGACCGGACUCCGGUUCGACGGUUUCGAAGCACUCCACAAAACACUAGACGAAUCCUUCUUCGGAGGAGACUGCGAGUGCGACGGAUCUCCGGAUUCGGAUCUGGAAGAAGCUUUCAACGUGUUUGAUGAAGACGGUGAUGGGUAUAUAUCUCCCGAGGAACUUCAGAAGGUUUUGAAGAAGUUAGGGCUUCCAGAAGCAGGAGAGAUUGAACACGUGGAGAAGAUGAUUGUCUCUGUUGAUAGCAAUCACGACGGUCGCGUUGACUUUUUUGAGUUCAAGAACAUGAUGCAAACUGUUCUUGUCCCUUCCUCUUGAAUCUUCAGUUAAACUUUCUCGUUUGGUUUCUUUCUUUGAAUGCAGAACAAUUUCAAGAUAAAAUCUUGUGUAUGUUUGAUUACAAGAAAAUC